This is a messenger RNA of Microsporum canis CBS 113480, 1134 nucleotides long. Its product is annotated as esterase family protein. Gene Ontology annotation, molecular function: triacylglycerol lipase activity. Bases 1 to 1134 code for a protein of 377 amino acids. The transcript has 2 exons. Gene Ontology annotation, biological process: triglyceride catabolic process. The record is from RefSeq and is a predicted model, not a curated record. Lineage: Eukaryota; Fungi; Ascomycota; Eurotiomycetes; Onygenales; Arthrodermataceae.
AUGCUAGCUUUGCUUCGUCGGUGUCUACUCAUCUCAUGGUUGGCUAGUCUUGUUUCCACGGCUUUGGCGGAGGAAGGCAAUGAGAGCCCAUCGGAAUUGCAAAUCAAUCACUAUGCCGCUCUAGGAGACUCGUACGCUGCUGGCGUGGGCGCAGGCCCCCAGGUUGACGACGGCUGCUGGUUAUUCGCCGACGGCUACCCAGGCCUGUUGAACCGCAGUAACUUGCUUCCAGGAGAUCAUGGAUUCCAGCUCCUCGCCUGCUCAGGAGUCAGGAUGCUCGAUCGUGACACAUAUCUUAACCGCGCCGAGAGGAAGAAACAUAAGUCAGUCAGUGAAUAUAUCGACAGGGUCGAGAACGCGAGCGUUGCAACGCUAUCAAUUGGAGGAAACGACGUGGGCUUCUUCAACCUCCUCAAUGCCUGUAUAUAUAACUUCUACGGCCCAUUCUCUGGUUCGUGUGAGGAAACUCUGGAAUUCGCGGAAGCAGUUAUAGCCAGUGAUGAGUUCACCGCCGGCUACAACACGAUGCUGGACCAGUUACUUCAGAAAGGAGAUUCUCCUUCCUUCAGGGUUCUGGCAACAGGGUACAGCGCCUUCUUCGAUGAUGCCUUGACUGAUGACUGCAAUGAGUAUACGCUGAGUUACUGGCCUGGCUGGUGGCAUCAACAGCUCACCGUCGACAUAAGAAAGAGAAUGAACAAGAUGUGCACGGAACUAAACGCCAAAAUCGGUCAGAUCAUCGACGCUCGACCAGACAAUAGGGUCAUAUGGGUCGAUUGGGCACCGCGAUUCAAGGAGCAUCGCUUCUGCCAGCCAGGCAAGCCACCUGUCGACGGCGAAAAUACAUGGUUUUUCGACGUCGAGUUCAGGGAGUUCAUCCCGACUGAUGAGGUUGACAUCGAGACAUGCGAGCAUGAGUCAAGCCUCUCUGGUGACUGGGGGGAGAGGGCCCUGUGUGGUAUGGCAAUCGUCCAGGCAAAGUUUCCUAAUGCAACCAUACGUGGUGUUGGCGACAGAGUAGAUGUUAAAGGCGGCCGUCGACCAUUUGCUCCAAGUACUGCGCGACUGUUCCAUCCAACAGCAUUAGGACAUAGAGCUAUCAUGGACGAGAUACGUCGUGUUUGGCCCUAUUAG